Messenger RNA from Heterocephalus glaber (naked mole-rat), 6314 nucleotides. RefSeq names its product hyccin PI4KA lipid kinase complex subunit 1 (gene Hycc1). The record is from RefSeq and is a predicted model, not a curated record. Lineage: Eukaryota; Metazoa; Chordata; Mammalia; Rodentia; Bathyergidae. Gene Ontology annotation, biological process: phosphatidylinositol phosphate biosynthetic process; protein localization to plasma membrane. Gene Ontology annotation, cellular component: plasma membrane.
AGUCCCACCCCGGAGGGCGGCGAUAGGCUGAACUGUCGUGGGGCGGUCGUGGUUGGCUGCCUGCAGACGGGUCUCUCUUCGUGCCUGUCAGAGUGGAUGGGGGCAGUGGCGGCUCUCGGGUGUGGGUUGUCUGUCAGUGAGAGGAGCGGGAAGAUGGCUCUCCGGGACCCGUUCUGCUAGGAAGAAGGGGGGCAGGUGGUGCUGCUACUCUGGAGAAAGCACAGCCGCCGCCUUCGUGGUGGCUGCAAGCCGCGCAGUUCGAGGUUCUGCAGUGGAGCUUCCAUAGCCGCUCUGAUUGAAGGGUUGGAACAGAUGUGGAAAGAUGUUCACUUCAGAGAGAGGGGUUGUGGAAGAAUGGUUGUCAGAAUUUAAGACCCUUCCAGAAACAUCUUUACCAAAUUAUGCCACAAAUUUGAAAGACAAGAGCUCUUUAGUUUCAUCUCUCUAUAAAGUUAUCCAGGAGCCACAAAGUGAGUUGCUAGAACCUGUCUGUCACCAGCUCUUUGAAUUCUAUCGCAGUGGAGAGGAACAGUUGCUUCGAUUUACGUUGCAGUUUCUCCCAGAACUGAUUUGGUGCUACCUUACAGUCUCAGCCAGCAGAAAUGUGCAUAGCAGUGGAUGCAUCGAAGCUCUUCUUCUAGGGGUUUACAAUUUGGAAAUAGUUGAUAAACAGGGACAUAGCAAAGUAUUGAGUUUUACAAUUCCAUCUUUAUCCAAACCAUCUGUAUAUCAUGAACCUUCCAGUAUUGGGUCCAUGGCUCUGACCGAGAGCGCACUGUCCCAGCAUGGGUUGUCAAAAGUCGUGUACAGUGGACCUCAUCCUCAAAGGGAGAUGCUUACAGCCCAGAACAGGUUUGAAGUGUUGACAUUCCUUUUGUUGUGUUACAAUGCUGCCUUAACCUAUAUGCCCAGUGUUUCUCUUCAAUCACUGUGUCAAAUUUGUUCAAGAAUCUGUGUUUGUGGAUAUCCUCGACAGCAUGUAAGAAAAUACAAAGGUGUAAGUAGCAGGAUACCGGUUUCUUCAGGAUUCAUGGUGCAAAUGUUAACAGGAAUUUAUUUUGCCUUAUAUAAUGGAGAAUGGGAUCUAGCUCAAAAAGCACUGGAUGAUAUUAUAUACCGAGCCCAGCUAGAAUUAUAUCCAGAGCCAUUGCUGGUUGCUAAUGCUAUAAAGGCUUCAUUGCCUCAUGGUGCCAUAAAAUCUAAUAAGGAAGGCACAAAGUGUAUUCAAGUUGAAAUCACACCAACUUCCUCUAGAAUAUCAAGAAAUGCAGUAACUAGCAUGUCAAUAAGAGGUCACAGGUGGAAAAGACAUGGAAAUACAGAAUUUACAGGUCAAGAAGAACUGAUGGAGAUAUCUGAAGUUGACGAGGGAUUUUAUUCCAGGGCUGCCUCUAGUACCAGCCAGUCGGGUUUAUCAAACAGUAGUCACAAUUGUAGUAACAAGACAAGUGUAGGAAAGAACCAGAGACGGUCAGGAGGAAGCAAAACUGGAGGAAAAGAAAAAGAAACUACAGGGGAAUUUUGCAAAGAUCACUUUGCUCGAAAACAUACACAGAGAGCCCAAAGUGAGAAUCUUGAGCUUCUCUCUUUGAAGAGACUAACUUUAACCACCAGCCAGUCCCUACCUAAGCCUAGUAGCCAUGGUUUGGCCAAGACGGCAGCGACUGUAUUUAGUAAAUCCUUUGAACAAGUCAGUGGUGUCACAGUCCCACAUAACCCAUCAUCUGCCAUUGGUUGUGGCACUGGGACAGAUGCCAAUAGGUUUUCUGCUUGUAGUCUCCAAGAAGAAAAGCUUAUUUAUGUUUCAGAAAGGACUGAACUUCCAAUGAAGUAUCAAGCAGGUCAGCAAAGACCUCCUAGUAUUAGCAUUACUUUGUCCACAGAUUAAUUUGUAACAUAGUUUUCUUCUUAUAACCAGUAAAUCUGGAAAUAUGACUGCUUCUUAAUGAAAGUGCCCUAGUUCUUUCAUGCCUGUUCCUAACAUGAGCCCUUAAAUUCUGAAGGCUCCCUUGACUUUGAUGAAGGGAGUAAUGUCUUGGUUAAUGAAGGAAAUGUCUAGGUUGCAGUAAGUUGAAAUAUGGUUUUGUUAUUUCUUGGUUUGCCUCCCUUCCAGUUUGAGUCUUUUUUUUUCUUAUAGUUAUGUUAUCCUAAGAUUGUGGUAUGACAAUAAAUAUUGGCAGAUUGUCUGAUCAAGUUGGUUACAUGUCCUGUGACAUUUUGAGGGUUUUUUUUUUUUUUGGUACCAGGGAUUGAACUCGGGACCUUGCGCUUGGGAGGCAGGCAGUGGAACCACUGAGCUAAAUUCCUGGCCCUUGAGUUUGUUUUUAAUACUUUCUACUUUGGUAGCUGUGUGUUUGCCCUUCUCAGUCAAAGAGCAUCUCCACGUAAGGGAACUGGCUUAUAAGAGAUGGGGCAGAGAAGCGAGUUAAGGAAUUCCAUAGUCGGCCUUUUAGCCAGCUGCCCUGGAAAACAGGCACAUGAAAAAACAAAAAUGAUUACUAUGAAAAGUGCUGAUAAAAAAUACUUGUAGCCAGGUCAUCUUUAAGAUAAUGACAGUUUAUUCAAAGGACUGGAAAAUGCCUGACAACUCACAGAGGAGUUAGCAAGUGAUUAUUAUGUGGUUCCAGGAGAUGGGCAGGGGCAUUUCUGUUGAUAUCUUUGGAAUGUUUUUAUAUCAAAACUAAGAUUGCUGGCAGAUAAUGUUGUUAUGAAGUGUUUGAUCUGGGUUUAGCAGGUGAAAAUUCCUUUAAGUUCCUAAGGUAUAAUAGGCCAUAAAGCUGAUCGAUCCUGCUGCUGGACUUUGGAAAUCCAAAUUAGUUUGGAUUCCUAUAAUUCAGAGCACAUAUCACUGAAGACUUCCUGGAAAUCAUUGUAAAUCUUGGAACACAGCCCUGAAGAUUCCAGUAUCAACUGUGUAAUAUUGAGUUGUUUAUCUGCAAAUGAAGGAAAUUAGAUAAGUUUUUCAUCUGUAAGAUGUCAUGAAAGAAAAUAUAUAGUGAAAUAUGGACAAAGGACAUUUGUAUAUUAACUAAUUUAGAGUUGUUUAUGUUUGUCUUCUUAAAUAAAUAUGAAAAAAUUAAAUGUAUUUCUUGAUUGUGAACAGGCCUGUUUUAAAUGUUUUUUUUAUUAUACAGAAAGGAUAAUCAGUUACCCUCAACCAAAAAUAAAAAUAAGAAAGGCAAUCAAGCAGAAGCUAAAUAAACUUGUAUGUAGCUACCGGCGGUGGUGUGACCUCGAGAUGGACAUACAGGUUUGGUCUUUGGUAUUUGCUAGUGGUAGCCAGUUCAGCUAUGGUGGAGGUUUUCUGUGAAGCAAAUAUACUUAAGCAAUAAUUCAGAGAGAGAGAGAGAGGGAGAGAGAGAGAGAGAGAGAGAGGGAAAGAGACUGAGAGGAGGAAGCAAGGCUGAGGAUGAGAGUAAAUAGCUGGGGAAGCUACUUACUUGGAAGCUGUACACUUGGAAGCUGCUUUCACUUUUUGUACACAGUGGUUUCCUUAUUCAUGGUUCCUAGUUAUGGUCACAAAGAAAACAUGCUUGUGUUUCCCUCUUGUACUUGCUUAUGCACAGCUCAAAUACAAUAUGUAAAAACUCGUAUGUGUUGAACAGUGCCAAGCAUUUAUGGUGAGUAUAGUUUUAAAAACCAUAAUUGCUUUGCCCACCAGUUUAAACCCAAUUCUUCAAAAAUCAUGGACUAGUUUUCACUCAUUAGCCUUGAAUAUAAUGUGGGUUUUACAAAGAAUGAAUCUGAUAUUUUUAGUUCUAGUAAUAGAACAGAAUAAGAUCUGUUGGCAUAAAUAGUAGUCAAAAACUGGAAGGCAAUUAGAUAGAGUUGAUUUUGUAUUAAUUUAAUAGUAAUCCUGUGUACAGUUUAAAAUAUGUGUAAAAUAUUACUGUGAAUUUCCUAUUGUCUUUUCCUAAUUCUUUAACAGAAUUUCCCCUAUGCAGAGUUACUAACAGUAUUGAUAUUAUGGUAUUAAGAAGUAAGUUAAAAAGUUUGGCAUUUUAAGCAAGUCAAGAUGCUUAGAAAUGUAGAGUAAGUUUGAAGAAACCUUAGCUGGCACAGACGAGAGAACAGAUUUUAAUAUUCUACCACUGUAAUGAAACUCGAUUUUGGUAUUAUUCUAGACUUUUGCUAUUAAUAUGGUCUGAGGACCAGUAAGGUAAAUUGGCAUCACCAGCCAUUUUGGUAAAAAUCCAGAAUUUAAAGACCAGACCUAGUGAAUCAAAAUGGACAUUUUAACAAGAUUUUCAAGUGAUUUUUAUGCAUGUUAAUAUUUGAGAAGAGAGUAUCAGUACAAACAAACUGCUUGUCUAAUAUGUAGGAUUCUCAGUGGUCUCAGAACCUUAGAUCAAAUAAAUAUUUAAUAUUAAAUAUCAUUAUAAUAUUUAUUUUUGAAAGCAAAUUAACUUUUUAAUAGCAUGGACUCAUGACUUAGGUCUUCUAAUUCUGAAUUCCUAAUGAUCUUCAUUUAUUAUUGCAGUAAAAAUGUGAAUUUUAUAUUGUUUAUCAUAAAUAAAAUCAGAGGUAUAAAUGCCUAUAAGUUUAAGUAUGUGAGGUUAUGCCUUUUGUACUUAAACUUUUAUACACUGCAUAACAAAUUUGCAUAUGUGUAUUCUUUUCUAAAAAAAUUUCUGAAGACUUCCUCAGUGGGGGUGAUUCUGAAUUUUGGCUUCAGGUGAUUUGCACCAAUGGAUUUUUUUGUAGUGUGGAGUUAACAACAAAAUUCUUUCAUAUUCCGAACCUUUGAUACUAUUUCAAAUAAGAAUUAUAUACUGACAGCUUUUAUUAUAGUCAUGAAAACUGGAUAAUAUUAACUAUGGCAACAAUGAUUAUUGUCCCUAAGACUCUCUCCAUUCACUUUUUGUAAGGUAAGUUGGUUUUUUUAGGUCAUAUUCCUAUAAAGCUGCUAAUGAUCACAGGCCUCCUGUGUAUCCAGAAUAAUACCUUUAUCAAGAGGAGAACUCCACAAAAUUCUGCUUAUGCACCUCAUACUUAAAAGGAUCUGAGCAGAAAUUGCAGUUCUUUCCCACAUUUUAAGCCUCUAGGGAUUCUUGAAAUCACCCAAUCUUACUCUUGAACCCCAAUUGGCUGGAUUUCCUGGUGAAGCUGGACCCAACACUAACCUCUUGGGAUUCAAGUGGGGAGAGAAACAGAGUAGACUUUUUGAGGUUUCCCAGAGUACCCAGGGGAAAGUGUCAUUCUGUCCCUAAAACCACAGGAAAGCACCCUGGAGCCCCUUAUCCCACACUGUGGAACUUGUUAAGGCAAACUCUGUAAACUUGAAGAAUAGAAAUUUUUAGUCCUUAAAUGACAGUUUGUUUUGAAAAAGCGGUAUUUCAUUGCCUUUUUCAACUUCUCAGCAAAUCUUACUCAUUUUUUUAAAAGUUGAAUUAAAGGGAAGUACAUUUUAAAACCAAAAUGGAUCAAAAUGAUCCCAGUUUUAAGGGAUUUUGCCUAUUUUGGAAGAAUAAAACUAAACUGUUCAGGGUAUUAAAUCAUAGAGGACAAAAUGUAUUUUGAGAAUUUUUAAGGCAGUUUUAUGUUUAAGUCUAUAGGCACAACAUCUGUAUUAAAGGAAAGCACGUCAAGGAAAUAUAUAUGUUAAAUGAUGUAACAAAAAAAUUACAAAAAAGCAUUUUAAAGGGCAAAUGAGGGGCAGGGAUUUAGCUCAGUGGUUUCACCGCCUGCUGUGCAAGCACAAGGACCCGAGUUCGAUCCCUGAUACCAAAAAAAAAAGGCAAAUGAUUUGAUGCAUAAUUAAAUUAAGCAUUGUAGGUAGAAAUUAAUGUAUAAUAAUGUCUUCCCAAUCUUUGAAUGGAAAGUUAAAACCCUCUAGUCCUUUGAUAAGCAUGAAGUUAUAUUUUUAGAUUUGUAACUUAGUGAAAUUAUACUUAAUACAUUGAGUUAUUAAAAAUUUUAAUAGCGUUUAAAUUCAUUAGAAAAUAUAAAUAUGUUGUCUUUGUAUUUGUAACUUGUGUAUAUCUACUGAGUCUAGCAGUAAACAUUUUUGAAGAUAUUUUUAUGUUUUUUAUAGUGGAGUUCUAAGAGCACCUGUGUCUUCAUAUAAAGUUUUGAUUAGAAAACUCAAGAUCCUAUUUUACAUCCUGUUAAAUUCUCUCAUAUGAAGCUUAUUGUGUACUUCUUACCUUUACUUCUAAUCAUGUAAUGAUAUUAAUCUUAUCCUAGUAAAUAUUCUUGUUUCUAAUUGUAUUCCUAGAGUUCACAUUCCUAAAGAAUGAACAUGACUUUGAAUAUUUUUAUGUGUUCUGUAUGCUUUUAAGGAUAUAGAAAUAAACUGGAGUUUACUUUUUGAA